AUUUCUAUUGCCAUUACCGCUGCAACAAUUGUGUCCCCCAUUAAGAAGAGUGCGCAUUAAAAAUAAGAGGUAGAAAAUCAAAGCAUUUUAUCUUAAUAGCACAACAGGAAGAAGAACAAUAAUAGUAGAAAAAAUAAACUCAAAGUAAUAACAGUAAUCCAAGGGCUCCCAGCGCAGAACAAUAGUAGAUACAAAAUGUCCGCGUAUACAUUGCAGCUGUUCGUCAUUCUACUAUUCACACAAAUAAAUUACAAUCAAGCAUUGCCGCCAGAGGCAGUCAAUUCCAACGCUCCAACAGAUACGUUUUACAUACGACAUGGCCGCUCCAAAGUGCGCCACUCCAAUGAAAAGGAGCACAUAUUGCGGACAUGGCGCACACAAAACGCGAACAUAACACACAAUUAUGCCGGGAAUAUCGUCAAUGAAAAUGAGACAAGUGAUAAUGGUCGAGCGGAUUUCACCAGCAGCAUCAGUGUACCAAGUGGUAAUGGUCAUUUAUUCGGUACAGGAUAUUGGCAGCACUCAGAGUCUAAUGAUACGAUUACCAAACGCCUAACCUUAACUGAACCAAAUGCCACAUUGAAACCAUUCAAAACAGAACCGCACGCCACGGCUACCGUCAUGUCAAACACAGUCAGUACAAUGGCUCCGGUGACCCAUAAAAUACGUAAGUUGCAUAAAAAAAAAAUUAUGGAAAGUAUACGUAAUAGCGUUGAUAAGAGCAUGGGCAUACGAUUUUCAAACCACCAUCGUAGCUUGGCACAGGCGGAGCAAUUGCAAGGCAGACAUAUUGAUUUGAAGGAGGACAAGAGUAAUUCACAUGAAAGCAACGAGUUGAGUGAUGGGUUGCAGUUGGCAGAUACAUUGAGUUUGUAUGAUUCAUUAAACGAUGAGGACAUGUACCAAAAUGAUGAGUAUUUUACCACAACGGCAAUGGACUUAACUGUGAAAACAGAAAAUAUUGAAAAUGCAGCUGAUAUUAGUGAAGACUUGUCCCUUUCAACACUGCUACCAGCACUGAAUUUGGAAUCCGAAAUAUUAAAUGACGAUUACAAACAAAAUAUCGAGCCUGAAACAAGCACAGUUGGCACAAUGAAGACCACAACAGAUGCACAAAGGGACACAAAACAUGCAACAGCGUUUAGUGCAAAAUCAAUUUUGGCGACACCAAUGGAAAAUUCAGAAAUGAAAAAUAAAAACUCAAACCAUGCCGGCAUAGAAGGAAAUAAUAAGAGUCUUGCUAUACAUGUAAUAAAAAAUAAAAAUGAAUUCAAAACUGAAAUUACGGAAAAUGCACAAAAACACAGCAGAAGCAAUUUAAUUGCCAGAGUAGCACCACGUCCAGACACUCUUGAAAUCAAAUGGACUGAUAGUAAGCCACAUUUAGUGUCUGAAAAUGGCAGUGAGUUUGGAAGUGUGCCACAAAUACCAACAUCGGUAGGGGGUUUCAGUUCUGAGCCACCCGCUUUUAUAGCACCCACAGAGGCUGACUGGUAUGAGAGUCUAUCGCUUGGGCCUAGUCAAUCAGCUAGCACAAGUGUGGGUGGUGUGGGACUAGAUCGUCAGUCAAUGGAUAUGGAAGAAAUUAAUUUUGAUGACGUGGGCUUAAAUGUGCCAGAAGAUGGUAUCAUGGACGAUGGUCUGUUCGACAACAGCAAUGCAAAUGGUUUUCCUGUUAGUAGUAGCAAUGACAACAAUGAUGAGUACAGUGAUGAAGUUAAUCCAUUUCUGGCCGGCGCUGUUGAUGCAGCUAAUGAGGAUGAAAUAUAUAAUUGGGAUGAAAUAUCGCGAAAUAAUCGCAGAAAUUUAAUGCGCGGCCGUGAUGUUGUAACGAAAUUUCUGCAAAUCGUAGAGACGCAACAUUCACUCGGUUCAAACUGUGAAGCAAUUUUCAAAAUGACUGGACGCGGCGUGCAAUCCGACAUAAAUCUGCUUCACGCUUCGGUACUUUCGAUGGUGGAAUUCGAUGAUGAUAUUUUUGCAGCGGGGAAUUGCUUUGAUUGGAAUGAACAUCCCACACAGCCGGGAUUAUUUUGCCCAUUCGCUUAUCGAUUGCCACCACCCAAUUUGGGAGCGAUACUCGCCAAGAACUUGGCUACGGAAUAUCAUUAUUUGGGAAACACAUCGGAGUGGUUCUUUCAGGCGCGGAAAAAUGCCGAAAAAGUUAUUGCACGCAAUGAGCAAUAUUUGAAAGUUUUUACCUAG
This is a messenger RNA of Teleopsis dalmanni, 2205 nucleotides long. RefSeq lists its product as uncharacterized. NCBI's taxonomy places the organism in Eukaryota, Metazoa, Arthropoda, Insecta, Diptera, Diopsidae. The record is from RefSeq and is a predicted model, not a curated record.